Messenger RNA from Dromaius novaehollandiae (emu), 2458 nucleotides. RefSeq names its product premelanosome protein (gene PMEL). The coding region runs from base 245 to 2389 and encodes 714 amino acids. Gene Ontology annotation, cellular component: plasma membrane; melanosome. The record is from RefSeq and is a predicted model, not a curated record. Lineage: Eukaryota; Metazoa; Chordata; Aves; Casuariiformes; Dromaiidae. The transcript is spliced from 12 exons. Gene Ontology annotation, biological process: melanosome organization.
CGAGCUGAGCCACGUCUGAGCCAGGUCCGAGCGGUGCCGAGCCCGGAGGCAGGGCCGGGCGGCAGCGUGUGACCGGCUGGCGAGGGGCCGCCCGCGCCCACCCUUGCGCACGCGGGGGCUGCGGGGGCCGGGCCCGCGGGUGGGACUAUGCAAACGAGAGCCCCUUCUUAUCCCCCCGGCGCCGGCGCCUUCGUCUCUCUGCCCACGGUGCCCGAGCCGGCGAGGCCACCGACGAAGCCGGAGCAUGCGGGUGCAGGGGGCCGUCGCGCUGCUGGGGGCCCUGCUGGCCCUGGCCGCCGCUCAGCGCCGAGCCGUCGGCCGGAGCCGGACGUGGAGCCGGGCGCCGUUCCGGAGCUGGGACGCGGGGCGGUACCCGCCCUGGCAGGAGGGGACCCCGCGGCAGAGCGGCUGCUGGCGAGGCGGCGACGUGGCCCUGGACGUCAGCAGCGACGCGCCCACCAUGGCGGGCGCCAAAGCCACCUUCUCCAUCGCCCUCCGCUUCCCCCGCGGGCAGGCGGUGCUGCCCGACGGCCGCGUCGUCUGGAGCCGCAACGGCACCGUCAACGGCACCCGCGUGGCCGGCGGCGAGCCCGUCUUCCCGGAGCUGCCGGCGGAGGCCUCGGACGGCGUCUUCCCCGACGGACGGCCCUUUCCCCGCGGCGCCUGGGGCCAGCGCGGGAGAUUCGUCUACGUGUGGUGGACGUGGGGGCGCUACUGGCAGGUGGUGGACGGCCCGGCGUCGCGGCUGACGGUGGCCACGGCCGGCGUGCCGCUGGGCUCCUACGCCAUGGACGUGGUGGUGUACCACUACCGCGGCCGACAGAAGUUCAUCCCCAUCGGCCGCGCCAGCACCCAGUUCAGCAUCACGGACCAGGUGCCCCUCGCCGUGGACGUGGCGCAGGUGCAGGCGGCGGCCGGCGGCACCGGGCGCUUCGUGCGCAACCGCGCCGUGGCCUUCGCCGUGCGGCUGCACGACCCCAGCGGCUUCCUGCGCGACGCCGACGUCUCCUACUCCUGGGACUUCGGGGACCGCAGCGGCACCCUCAUCUCCCGCAGCGCCACCGUCACCCACACCUACCUGGAGGCCGGCUCCUUCGCCGCGCGCCUGGUGCUGCAGGCCGCCAUCCCCCUGGGCCCCUGCGGCAGCUCGGCGCCGCCCCUCGUGGACCCCACCACGGGGCCGCCGCCGCCGCCCACCGCCACGCCGCCCCCCGCCUCCAGCGCCGGCCCCGCGCCCAGCACCGCCGCGGCACCCAGCGCCGCACCCACCGCCUCGGCGCAGCCCUCGGCCACCGCCGCCACGCAGCCCGGCACCCCCGCGGCCGGUGGAGGAACCGGCACGGACCCCGCUGCCGUCCCCGCCGCAACGUCUGCGGACCCCCUGCUCCCGGCCGGCGACGCGGCCGACACCUCGUCCCCCGCGGCGGCAGCCCCGGCUGCAGAUGCUGUGACAGCUGGAGCCACAGCUGGAGCCACCGUUGCGCCCCUAUUGGGUGACGCAGCUGGAGCCACUGCUGCAUUCCCAGCGGGUGCCACCGCUGGAGCCACAGCUGGAGCCACCACUGUGCCCCUGCUGGGUGCCACAGCUGGAGCCACUGCUGCCCCCCCAGCGGGUGCCACAGCUGGAGCCACAGCUGGAGCCACAGCUGGAGCCACCCUUGUGCCCCUGUCAGGUGCCACAGCUGGAGCCACUGUUGCGCCCCUAUUGGGAGCCACAGCUGGAGCCACAGCUGGAGCCGCAGCGUCCACCGCCGCCCCCGAAGGCGCCGCGGAGCCGCUGGUGCUGGUGAAGCGGCAGGCACCGGGUGCCGAGCCGACGGGCUGCGUCCUGUACCGCUACGGCACCUUCUCCACCCAGCUCGACAUCGUCGAGGGGAUCGAGAACGUCGCCAUCGUCGCCUCCGUGGUCCCCGAGGGCAGCGAGAACAGCGUGGAGCUCACGGUGACGUGCGAGGGGAGCCUGCCCGAGGAGGUCUGCACCGUCGUCUCGGACCCCGAGUGCCGCAGUGUGCAGCAGCAGACGUGCAGCGCCGUGGAGCCGGCGCCCGGCUGCCAGCUCGUCCUGCGCCAGGACUUCAACCGCUCCGGCCUCUACUGCCUCAACGUGUCCCUGGCCGCCGGCAGCAGCCUGGCCGUGGCCACCACCCGCGUCGCCGUCGGAGGUGCCGCGCCGGCCGCCGGCAGGACCGCGCUCGCCGUGGGGCUGGUGUUCGUCGCCGCCGCCCUGGCCGCCGUCGCCUACGCGUACAGGCGCACGAAGCCCGGCCUGGUGCCCCCCCCCGCGCCCCGGCGGCCCCCCGGGCCGGCCCUGCGGCGGCUGCUGCGGCGGGUCCUCGGCGGGGCGCCCAGCGGCGAGAGCAGCCCCCUGCUCCGGCCCGGCGCCGCGUAGCGCCCGGCCGCCCCGGGGGGGCCCAGCGCCCCCCGCCCUGCGGCUGCCCUCAUUAAAGGCUGAGCUCAC